Molecule: messenger RNA, 858 nt
Organism: Drosophila montana
Lineage: Eukaryota; Metazoa; Arthropoda; Insecta; Diptera; Drosophilidae
Gene: ND-23
Product: NADH dehydrogenase (ubiquinone) 23 kDa subunit
Exons: 3
Coding region: 119-772 (217 amino acids)
Biological process (GO): mitochondrial electron transport, NADH to ubiquinone; mitochondrial respiratory chain complex I assembly
Cellular component (GO): membrane
Molecular function (GO): NADH dehydrogenase activity; 4 iron, 4 sulfur cluster binding
Source: RefSeq, a predicted model, not a curated record
CGAAAAAGGCGAAACGAGCUGCCAUCCCUGGACAAAAAAUUGACUAUCGACCCAAAAAUACCACAACAAAAACAAUUGUAAUUCUUGUUUUCCGACAAUUAAUUUGUGUGCCGCAAACAUGUCGCUAACAAUGCGAAUUUUCACAGUCUCGCGCAAUGGUCAGCGGAUGUUUGGCACUAACGGCGCACGUAUGCUGUCUGCCAAUAGAGCCGAGCCUAAAGACAUCGUUUGUGUGCCCAAGGGCUAUGUUUAUGUUAACAAUAAAGAGCUGAGUAUGGAAAUGGAGGAUAUCACAGAUCGUGCUGCUACCACAAUGUUCUUUGGUGAGCUCUUUCGUGGAUUUGCCGUCACACUGGCGCACAUCUUCAAGGAGCCGGCCACAAUUAAUUACCCAUUCGAGAAAGGACCGCUGAGUCCACGGUUCCGUGGUGAGCAUGCCCUCCGCCGUUAUCCAAGCGGUGAGGAGCGUUGCAUUGCGUGCAAGCUUUGCGAAGCUAUUUGCCCCGCUCAGGCAAUUACUAUUGAGGCAGAGGAACGCGCCGAUGGCAGCAGGCGCACCACGCGGUACGAUAUUGACAUGACCAAAUGCAUCUAUUGCGGUUUUUGUCAGGAGGCCUGUCCAGUCGAUGCGAUUGUUGAGGGCCCCAAUUUUGAAUUCUCGACAGAGACGCACGAAGAAUUGCUCUACAACAAGGAGAAGCUCUUGUGCAAUGGCGACAAAUGGGAAUCGGAGAUAGCAUCCAAUCUGCAGGCCGAUCAUCUGUACCGUUAACUCUUAUUGUACAUAUUAGAAUUUUUGCUUAGAAAUGUUUUUCCAAUUAAAGAUCGUCGUUGACCGGGCAACACUUACAACGUAAA